Messenger RNA from Closterium sp. Yama58-4, 609 nucleotides. The record is from the annotation of a GenBank genome assembly. Lineage: Eukaryota; Viridiplantae; Streptophyta; Zygnematophyceae; Desmidiales; Closteriaceae.
AUGGAGGAGGCCAACAGUCAUUCCGUCGUGCUGCACGUCUACGAUCUCUCGCACGGCUUGGCGCGGCAGCUGUCGCAGACCCUCCUGGGGACGGCGAUCGACGCGGUGUACCACACGGGCGUGGUGGCGUACAGCACCGAGUACUGGUUCGGCGCCGGCAUCCAACGCGGCGUGCCCGGCCGCACCGACUUCGGGCCGCCCAUGGAGGCGAUCCGACUGGGGUGCACGGAGAUCCCGCGCGACCUCUUCGAGCAAUUCCUGGCGGACAUCAGCGCCAACUACAGCCCGCAGCGCUACAGCCUGCUGUCGCACAACUGCAACCACUUCAGUGACGAGGUCGCGCACUUCCUGCUGGGCCGCGGCAUCCCCGCGCGCAUCCUCGACCUCCCCCGCCACGUCCUCACCAGCCCGCAGGGCGCCCUGCUCGGUACGUCGCUGCUGCCUCGCUCUCGCCCACACCUUCUCCUGAUUCGUCCUUUCUGUCCCGUGGUGUUCAUGUUAUGCUCGUUGGGCGGGCUGGCUGCCAGUGAGGCUGCUGCUGCUGCUGUCAGGAGAGUUGUGGCCCGCCAUAGCCUCACUGCUGCUGCCGCUGCUCAUGAUGCUCCCUAG